Cucurbita pepo subsp. pepo (vegetable marrow) is the source of this 759-nucleotide messenger RNA. RefSeq lists its product as uncharacterized. The record is from RefSeq and is a predicted model, not a curated record. Lineage: Eukaryota; Viridiplantae; Streptophyta; Magnoliopsida; Cucurbitales; Cucurbitaceae.
AUGGCUUCUCAGUCUUUUGUUCUUGUUUUUGCUCUGAUCUUCGUCGCCGCCGUCGCCGGAGUUUUUGCCGAGGCACCCACCGCCUCCCCAUCGGAAUCCCCCGCGCCGAAAUCCGCGCCUUCUGACUCCGAAGAGUCUUCUCCAUCUUCCUCUCCGGCUUCCUCUCCAGCGGAUACUCCGGCCGACACUCCGGCGGAUACCCCGGCGGAUACGCCGGCAGAUACUCCGGCGGAUACACCGGCAGAUACUCCGGCGGAUACACCGGCAGAUACUCCGGCAGAUACUCCGGCAGAUACGCCGGCAGAUACUCCGGCAGAUACUCCGGCGGAGACACCGUCGGACGCUCCGGCGGCCUCAUCUGAGUCGUCGCCAUCCCCGUCAGCCUCUGCUCCGACUUCGCCCUCCGAGGCUCCGGCGAGCAACUCCCCCGACAGCUCCCCGGAUUCCUCCCCUUCCGUUUCUCCUUCUCCGGCCACCGACUCCCCAGCUGCGUCUCCCGCCGACUCCGGCUCCCCCGCUGCCUCGCCUGAUUCUGAUUCGUCUUCUCCCCCCUCUCCCACCCCCGACGCCGCCGAUAGCCCCGUUGCUGAUGGCCCUUCGGAGGCUGAUGGCCCUUCGGAGGCUGAUGGCCCCAUCUCUGAUUCUCCGGCUGAUUCGCCCGACGGUGAUGCCGACAGCGGCACUUCUGCUCUGAAACUCACCUCCGCCGCCGUCUGUGGUGCCGUCGCCGUCGCCGUCGCCGGACUCUUCGCAUUCUGA